AUGCCGAAGAGGAAGUCUCCUGAGGGCUCUGAGGGCAAAGACAGCUCCAAGGUCACCAAACAAGAGCCCACCAGGAAGUCUGAGAGGUUGUUAGCGAAGCCUGCGCCCCCAAAGGCCGAGCCCAAAGCCAAGAAGGUCGUCAUCAAGAAAGUGGGCAAUGAAAAGGGGGCGAAGGCACGGAAAGGCUCCGCCAAAGGGAAAAAAGAAGAUAGCCCUGCCCAGAAUGGAGACGCCAAGACUAACGAGAUCUUUGUGUGUCGUCCAUCAGUCAGUGUGUCUUCCAUCAGAAGCUCAGCUCCCUCCACCAUGUCAGUGCGAGGGCAGAGCGAGACAGUCAAAGUGAAGGGUAUGCAACAGUGUCACGCUAACCCACCUUUGCGUGUGCCCUACUAA
Molecule: messenger RNA, 393 nt
Organism: Nerophis lumbriciformis (worm pipefish)
Lineage: Eukaryota; Metazoa; Chordata; Actinopteri; Syngnathiformes; Syngnathidae
Source: RefSeq, a predicted model, not a curated record